This is a messenger RNA of Gossypium raimondii (Peruvian cotton), 683 nucleotides long. RefSeq lists its product as uncharacterized. Gene Ontology annotation, cellular component: mitochondrion. The coding region runs from base 1 to 453 and encodes 150 amino acids. The record is from RefSeq and is a predicted model, not a curated record. NCBI's taxonomy places the organism in Eukaryota, Viridiplantae, Streptophyta, Magnoliopsida, Malvales, Malvaceae. The transcript has 4 exons.
AUGCUGUUCAGGCAGAACUCACUCUCUCCACUCGAUUCUCAGCCGGCAGCCGCUACAACCCAUCCCUCACAGCCUCUUUCCGUCGCUCAACUCAACCCUUGUAAUCGGCAGUCAGUCGCGCGGCUUGCAAGCAGUGCAAUUGGUAGUCAGUUGCGCAGCAAGCUCGUCAUCGCCGUCUCACACCCUGAGAUAUAUUCUGCUGGAAAAAUUCACCCUCCUCUGACUUUACACAGGCAUCCUAUGUGUGCUGAAGUCAUCGAGGAAUUCCAAAAGUGUCAUUUAGAGCAUCCAAUAACUAAAUUCUUCGGUGAAUGUACAGAAUUAAAGAUAAAGCUCGAUCGCUGUUUCCGGCAGGAAAAAGCUUUGAAGAGGAAGGCUAAUUUUGAACAGAGUAAGAAACUGAAAGAAAGACUUCAGGCGUUAAGGAAGGAAACUGCUGAAAACGAUUCAUGAAUCUAUAGCAAUUCAUGAAUCUUUUUUACGAUGUUGUGGUUGGUUGGGCCACUGGUAUUUGGUUGCUGCUACAAAAAAUUGUUUAAUUGUUUCCGUUGCCUACUUGAGAAUGAUAUAUGAUGAACAAAGACAUGGUUCUUUCUUGAUUUUACAUAAAGAAACUUUGAUUGUAUACCUAUGUACUUGAACUGCUGAAAAUCUUAAAUAACAAUCCCUUUACUUUAUUCUUC